AUUCGUUGAAUCCUGAAAUUUUUUUUUUCUUUUUUCGGUCCGAUUUUCACAAACUCGGUAUAGCCGGCGUGUGCAGCCCUAGCAGAAUAAAUCUCCAUCUCCCGCUCCUCCAGAGAAGCAGUGCUCUCAUGGCCGAGGCUUACGGCGCUGCCGAAAAGGUGACAACUGAGAUGGCAGCGGCAUCCCUUGCCGAUCCGGCGUUGGAGCAAUCCCAUGGACGCGUCUUCAUCAAAACCAUAUUAAACGGUGCCGAAGAGUUCGUCGGCCGUCGGGUUGUCGUCGGUGGCUGGGUGAAGACGGGGCGGGAGCAGGGGAAGGGUGCUUUUGCAUUUCUGGAACUCAAUGAUGGUUCGUGCCUUGCGAAUCUUCAAGUUAUAGUGGACGCGGGUGUCUGUUCUCUCGCACAGCUCACGCCAACCGGGACCAGCGUGCUGAUGGAGGGCGAGUUAAAGAAGCCUCCUGAGGGAGUUAAGCAGAGCGUGGAGCUUAGGGUUGAGAAGGUCCUUGAGGUUGGGCUUGUAGAUUCAGCCAAGUAUCCACUUCCAAAAACCAGGCUUACCCUGGAGUUCCUGCGUGACUUCGUUCACUUCCGUGCUCGAACAAAUACGAUAUCAGCUGUUGCAAGAAUCAGGAAUGAGCUGGCUUAUGCAACCCACACCUACUUUAGAGAAAAUGGAUUUCGCUAUGUGCACACUCCAAUAAUAACUACUAGUGAUUGUGAGGGUGCAGGCGAAAUGUUUCAAGUGACAACUCUUUUUAGCGAGGCUGAAAAAAUAGAGAAAGAACUGAACCAAAAUCCUCCACCACAAGAAUCUGAUAUUGAGGCUGCCAAACUUAUUGUGAAAGAGAAAGGAGAGUCAGUUUCCCACUUAAAAUCACUUAAAGCAAGCAAGGAGAAGAUUGUAGGUGCUGUAUCUGAAUUGACAAAGGCAAAGGAAAGUUUGGCUAAAUUGGAGGAGCGGUUCAACAUGAAAGGUGGAAUCCCUCAUAAGGAGGGAAAGAUAGACUUUGCUCAUGAUUUUUUUGGACGUCAAGCUUUUCUUACUGUCUCUGGGCAACUCCAGGUUGAAACUUAUGCAUGCGCAUUGGGUAAUGUUUACACAUUUGGCCCAACUUUUAGAGCCGAACAUUCUCAUACUUCAAGGCAUUUGGCAGAAUUUUGGAUGGUUGAACCAGAGAUAGCUUUUGCAAAUCUGGAGGAUGAUAUGAACUAUGCUGAAAGUUAUGUUAAGUUUCUAUGCAAAUGGUUACUUGACCACUGUCUUGAAGACAUGGAGUUCAUGGUUAAGAAUGUUGAUAAGACAGCAAUAGAACGCCUAAAGCAUGUCUCACUGAUGCCAUUUGAACGAAUUUCUUAUACAAAAGCUGUACAGCUAUUGGAAAAUGUUACAGACAAGGAAUUUGAGAACAAGGUUGAAUGGGGUGUUGACUUGGCAUCUGAACAUGAAAGGUACUUGACAGAGGUAAUAUUCAAAAAGCCUGUCAUUGUUUAUAAUUAUCCCAAAGGCAUUAAGGCAUUUUACAUGAGGCAGAAUGAUGAUGGCAAGACUGUGGCAGCUAUGGAUGUUCUUGUACCUAAAGUUGGUGAGUUGAUUGGGGGGAGUCAAAGGGAGGAACGGUUGGAUGUGCUUAAACAGAGAAUUUUGGAGAUGGGCCUGCCACUUGAGCCAUAUGACUGGUACCUUGAUCUUCGCCGCUUCGGCACCGUCAAACACUGUGGAUUUGGAUUAGGGUUUGAAAGAAUGGUACUUUUCGCCACCGGCCUCGAUAACAUUAGAGAUGUCAUGCCUUUUCCUCGCUAUCCUGGGAGGGCUGAUCUCUGAAUGUUGCUUGCUUCUCUAUUCCUUUACAGGCCUGUAUCCCUCUCUGCUUAUUGAGCUUUAGUCUGGCCAUUUACAUGUAUAAUUUAAUAACAUUUAUUGGAGUAUAAAAUCCAAGUCCAUAGGCAAAACUUAGCUUCUUGGAUAAAUUAUCAUUUCCCAUAGUUGAUCGCUCAUUAUUGUGCUCUGUUUCAUCUGUUGUAUUAAGCUUGUCUGCAAAUAUUUAUUUCAGCUUUAUUGUAGUUGAGAUCAAAGUUUAUUUUGAAUUAUGCUUGUUUGUUCC
This is a messenger RNA of Dendrobium catenatum, 2103 nucleotides long. Its product is annotated as asparagine--tRNA ligase, cytoplasmic 3. Gene Ontology annotation, cellular component: mitochondrion. Gene Ontology annotation, molecular function: asparagine-tRNA ligase activity; ATP binding; nucleic acid binding. The record is from RefSeq and is a predicted model, not a curated record. Gene Ontology annotation, biological process: asparaginyl-tRNA aminoacylation. NCBI's taxonomy places the organism in Eukaryota, Viridiplantae, Streptophyta, Magnoliopsida, Asparagales, Orchidaceae. The transcript is spliced from 6 exons. Bases 129 to 1823 code for a protein of 564 amino acids.